UUUAUUUUUCCAUAAGCGAGUUCUAUAUGAGGGCAGUGUAGGGGAGGGGGGGGGGGCACCUUCACCAAGAAGGACUGACAUCAUGUUUGACAUCUUCCAAGUGUGGGACCAAGUGUGUUGAUUCGUUUUUUAUUCUGUGGAAUUAUGUAAGAUCACAAUGUUAAGUUAAUUAGGUAACUUGUAUUAGAUUAGAGAAUAGCCUCUUAGGUCAAAUGUGAAGUAUUUCAUCCAAGCGUAUUUCAAUUAACCAUGCGAAAAGAUGGUUGAAAGGUGAUAUCGUUAUGACACUUCAAACAAAUACAACAACUCACCCUAUUAGUCAAAUAUAGGUCGGCAACACAUUUCUAUUGGCCCACAGAGAAUGCAUUCAUUCUAAAGUUGUAAAUGUAUCAGCAACAGUUAUUAUGGUGGAAUGCAGAUAUUCUUAAAGUUCUUCGCAACCCACUUAAUAAAGUUGCAGAGUGCUCUGAAUUCUUUACUCUCAUUGUUAAAACUAACCCCAUAGUGGGGCAUGUUGGGAGUACUGGAACAUCUUGCAUUGGACAUCAUUUAAUUAAUUAUGUGAUAGAUUGGAGAAGUUGGAAACAUUAAUUGUAGUGUCAAAAAUCUAAGGACUUUUGGUGCUGAAAGGUUACAACCAUCCCUGAUCACCCCUGAACUGUCAGAAGUGUUUAAAGCAACUGUAGUGUGAAAUAUGUUCCCACACAGAAAAAUUGGCAGUGUCAAUUCAACACUUAAAGAGUACAUUUUAACACUCAGCUAGUGAACAUAUGGUCCCUAAUCUUUGAGUGUUCAAGUUACACUGAACAUAGUGUUAACAUUUUCGCCUUAACGCAACUCUAGUAAGAGUUAUUAUUCUACUCUACAUUACGCUCAGAAGUGUAAAUUUUUAUUAACACCAGUCCCAGUGUUUUUUAUAUUUGUAAGACAUUUGUUUGAGUUAUUAAUUGUACUAAUUAAGUACUGCAUCGUGUUAAAUUAAUGCAGAAAAAGUUUGAGGUAAUAAUUAAACUAAAUAGAAAUAAUUCAGUAACAUUUUAUUUUAUUUGUACAGACCUUGUACAUUUCGGUACAUUUGACCUACUUUAAGUUUAGUUCAUAUCAUGAGGUUGUAUCAUUGCUGUCUAAAUAUUUUUUAAACAUGGCUUAUUUUAUUUUAUGAUAUCUUAUUGUUUAUUUUGUGGGCACUGGAACAAACAGAACAUGCAAGGAUACGUUUUAUUACAUUUAUACAUAUACAACAGAAUUUGUAAAUUCUUCUGUGGUUUCAAAUUGAAUGAAGUUACUUGAAGUAUGUUAUCCACAUGUCCCUGAGAUGUUUUGAAAUAUCUUAAUUUCCCCUCCAUAUCUCUCUUGUAUCUUUCUGAUUGAAGGUUCAUUCGCUGAUGUUAUGGUCAAAGAAAAGUGCUAUGGCGGAUAUUUUAAUUUACCAUAUUUCUAUGCACCACCUCUUUUCAAUGGACAGUUGUACUUCACUCCGAGUAAUAGUGCAUCCAGGCAGCUAGUGAUUGAUAAGGGGGAGUCAAGGCACCCACGCUUUAAAGUCAAAAUUGGCUCAGUUCAAUUCACCGAUUUGACAGAAAACGAUGACGGAGCUUUUUCCAAUGAUGAAGGUGAAGAUGUUGUCAUACUGAUCAUUAAAGAUUGUGCAUCCAAGGUAAUGCGGUAUUACGGGGAAAUAUACUCGCGUCAUGUUCCUAGACAGGCUGAAUUCCUGGAGUUCACUCCCCUCCACAAUAUGGACCAGUCAACAGUCUUGUGGAAUCGCACCGACCCUCGGACCAAUAAGGGAGGCAGAGGGCAGAUGAGGCGUAAUGAGUGGGUGAUUGAGAAUCUCAAUCGCGCAGACAUGGGCCACUACAACUUCAGAGCAAAAGACAACACUUUGCUGUCUAGGAUACUGCUCAAAGUCAGAGAGCAAACAUUCAAUUAUACUUCAAAGGUGAAUGAGCGUCUCCUCAUCCCAAAUCCUGCGGGCAAUGCCCUGUGGACUGUGACUUUUUCAACUGAGGAAAAAAAAGAACACAUAUUGAUGCAAACAGGCCGUCUGCUCACAGAAGAUGGAUGGUCCUCACUACCUUUUACAGGGAGGAUGCUGGAUAUGCGAAAUGGCCUAGAGAUUAACCCUGUGGAAAUCACAGACUCUGGCACCUUUGAGUUUAUUGAUCCACAAGGCGACCUGGCCCAGACUGUGCAUUUGUUGGUAAAACCAGAUUCCGUUUCAACCUUUGUUUAUGUUGGUAUUGUUGUCGGGAUUGUCUUUGCUGUGAUUGUCUGCUGUUGCUGUGUGAGGAAGUGCUGUUGUAAAAAAAGUUCUUCUAAGAGGACCGAGUCUGCUCCUCAGACUGCAGCCACACCUUCCGUGUAUAACCAUGUGAGUACCUGCUCAAAUUAGACCGACUUUGUUAUAUUAAUUGCUAUUUUUACAUCGAUAUCCUCCGUUCAAAUGCAGGAUAUGAAUCAACCGGCGGGCCCGAGUUACUCUGCUGUACCUGCUCCAGAUCACUCUACUCAUUACUCAAGGAAUUCCCUAGUUUCUAAAGAACGUAAAACUAUCUCACUUGAGCCAUUGGGUUACAACCCAGUGAAUAUAGAUGUGAACCCCCCUCUGUCUGAGGUUGCUCCUCUCGGAGGGCAGGGGGGCGGUCCAGCUCCUUUACUCGGCUCUGAUUGUCUCUCUUCGGGCCCUGAGCCAACGUUUGAGCUGAAAGGAGUAUAUUCUGCUCUCCCCCUCGGUUCAAGCUCAACUUUCUGUGAUGUUUAUACCUCAGAUAAACUCAACUUUCUGUAAGGAUUCAGCAUUGAACUUUGUGACUGGUGGGAACAGCCAUUUCAGUCAUUGACAGGGCUGUGUGAUAGACACACGCAUGAUAAAUUAAGUUCCUGCAAACCUGCAAAGACGUGAUGAGACGUACACAGGAUAAGGACCGUGUCGAGAAACAGUAUAUCUUUCUCACUAUUCACACAGGACCAGACUUAACGUAGGGUUUAAAUGUGGGGUAUUCUCUUUCAAUAUAAAUCCAAACCCAAAUGCAAUGUGAUCAUAUAAGUUUGAGGCCAGUUCAAUAACUAAGCAGUAAAGAGCAGGAGUUUUACGAAUACAUAAGUCAAUUUAAGAACGAAGCUAACUCCCUCUUGCUCUAUACUGUAGUUAUUGUAGAGUGAACAGCUAUAAUCAGGAUAUCUGUGUGAACUGUAUUAGUAAUGUGUUUUAAACUCAGGUUAUAUACAGUAUGCCUAAUCUUCACUUUCUCCUGCUGCAAAGGAUAACAAAGAUAUAGAAAUGUUACAAUGGUGACUGUGUGUCUGUGUAGCAGAUGUUAGUGAGUGAGGACAUCAAACUGCCAAUUCAGUCAUAUAUAUCAACCUAUCUAUGUGGCCUUUAUUAUAACAUUUUGACAAAUUAUAUGUGAUAUAUUAGUGUUAUGCUUUGUAAAACACUUAGCGUUUUCCAUUCAAUGUAAAAGGGUAUUUUUAAAAUAUAAAUAUGUCUAAAGAUAUGUAACUCUACUUUUACUUUUGCUUUUAUGAAUAAAGUUUUUUCCUAUUUUGAAAAACAAAAUAAACUGCCUAACUGCACUACCACAUUUACUCUGAACCACACUUUUUCAAUCAGUGUAGGCUACCAUGGCCACUACAACAUUUAGUAUUGAAACAUAAAAAGGCAAUUAUGUAAAAGUAUGGAUGCCAUACUACUUAUAAGUGUAUCAAAGUACUCCUUUCACAAUGACAUUAUUGUUGGAUAUAAGCUUUUGAAUGCAACUUAUUUAUGGUUGAGACAUUAAUAUUCGAUGUCAUUGCCUAACUUCAUGUCGCUGCAUUGUUGAAGGACAAAUAACUCAAAUGUAACAAUGAGCUAGAACAAAUUAACCAAACUACAGGUGUGAAGGCACUUUAGGUCUCAAGUAUCAGGGGUUUUGUUAGACUUGAGAGAGAUAGAGAAGACACUCUUACAACUGAAUUACCUGUGAGUUGUGUAUUAUGCUCAAAUCGAUGUGUAAAAUGAGUGAAAUACCCCUUUAAUAAGUAGUUACAAAGACAUUCUAAUUCAGUCGAAAACGUCCAUGCUAAACGCAACAGGGAUUUCCGACGAUGCCUAAACGCAUCACGAGUGCACCAGUUGACGCCCUUCUCUGUGGUCCCGGGCCAUGGAGCCCAAGACCUGCAGAAGGCUGCUCUAGUAAAUCAGUAAUAAUAACGGUGUCGUGCGGGAUGUGAGCGUUGUAUGACUCUUGUCUGGGUGUUGUGGACAUAGCGAUGUGUUAGUCGCCAGUUUGCGUCUUGAUUAAUAUAAACUGGUCCCAAGACGGCUGACACUGGACUCUCGUGGGUCUCGUGUUUUGCAACGCGGUAGAUGAUGAUACUGUUAUUGUUGCUGGGUGCCUUUGUUUCUACGGGCUUCUCCCGUGGCAUUGAUCAGGAGAGGGAGUAUGGAGAAAAUCAUCGCUUUUGGCUUCGCCAAAAGCCGGAAUACAUUGAAUUCCACCCCAAGUACAACUCCAGCGUUAUCACCUUGUGGAAAAAGGGUGACCGUGCAAUCAUAUUUGACAAAAAGUAUAUGAUGACGGGCUCUUACUUUAUGAUAUAUCGUCUAACUCAGAAAGACAGUGGUCGCUACAUAAUGAGAGACACAGAUCUGAACGAGCUGUCCUCCUCCACACUUGAUGUAAAAGUAACCCCAAUGUACAAUAGAAAGAGUCCUGGUGACAGGUUCCACGUAACCUUUAAUCUGAAUCCAAACUCCUGCAACAUUUACUUCUUCCCAAGAAGCGGCAGUCAGCCGAGAAAGUUGAAUGAGAUCGUUCGUCAGGGCAUGCUGCAGGAGGGUGAAUCGGAUUGCCUCGGGUUUGAUCUGUUAAUGCCAUGUGGGAUUUUAAAUAAGGCCCUCCAGAUGUCCUGCAGCGGACGCUAUGAGAUCAGAGAUCAGAAUAACAACACAGCCUUCGCGGUGUCCCUGGAAGUGGAGAAAAUCACAAAUAAGAAUUACCGGAAAGCUGGUGAACAGUUUGACUUCACUUUGAAUCAGGAACCAGACUCCUGCGACAUUUACUUCUUCCCAGAGAGUCAGAGUGAGUCGAGGUAUUCGAUGAUUAACAUCGUUCAUCGGGGCCGGCUGGCGCAGCGUUCGGAUGACGUUGAUUGCACAGGGUUUGAUCUGUUAAAGCCAUGUGGGAUUUCAAAAGUGGAUCUCCAGAUUUCCUGCGCCGGACGCUAUGAGAUCAAAGAUCAGAAUAACGACACAGCCUCAGUGGUGUCACUGGAAAUAAAGCAACUACCGUAUGAGCCUUCUCAUAUUGGUAUUGGGUUUGGUGUUUUCCUCUCCUCACUUUUCUGCUACUGCGUGAAGUGCUGCUGCUGUGGGAAGAGCUCCUCCAAAGAGGACGGAUCUGAGACUGCUGCUGCUGACCCAGACGCUCAGUACCAAGCGAAUGACGACCAGCCUGCUGGAGCGGCGUCACACCAGCUCAUGCAGCCCUCUGCGGCGGAGCAACCCCCCCCCGCAUACGAAUAUCCUUCUGAGAGUUUGCCGCCACCUUAUCCGGAGGUUUCUGCUCCAGUGGAGCAGCCAGACGCUCCGUCUGGCCCUGUCUACUCUGACCCUGAGCCAAAGUUUGAAAUGAAGGGGGUGACCUUUCCCUCUACUCCCCUCCUCAGUUCAGACUCAACUUCCUGUGAUGUUUAUACCUCAGAAAAAUUCAACUUCCUCUGAGAGCCUUGAUUUCUAAAGAUCCACUCACUCCUUAGUGGGACAUUAAAGGAAUAGUUUGACAUUUUGGGAAAUUCAGCAAAUCACCAGUGGCUGGCUUUUAAUGUAUUAAACCAGGGGAAGGCAGCCUUAACGUAACCAAUGGCCCACUGGCAGAAAGUGGACAAGAAAAGUGUCCUUACAUGCUAAAUCACUUUUCACUGCCAUUGAUAUUUGCGACGCCUGGUAUUUUUUGAGAGUUUUGAUUUGUUUCCCCAAACUGCAUUCCCAAACCCGCCUUCCUCUGCCUCGGAUUGGCCAGGACUCGUUGCCUUUUUUUUGUUGCAUUAUUUGUUUGCUUUAUAGCUGAUGUAAAAGUUUGGUGGAAGGUUAUUAGAGUUAAGGAUUUCAACUCAGGUGUGAAUGUUUUCAUAACGAUCGCGGCCUUAUGAAGUUCUCUCUUGUAUCACAAUGUUGCUCUGCACGUUAUUUUUAUGAUCCUUUUGGACAUUUCAAUGUGUUAUGAGUAAAGCUAAUGUUAAUCUAAAUGUUGAUAUGGUGCACUGUUACAUAAGAAAAGGAAUACAUUGCACUUCAGAUCAAAAAUAUUACCGACACUCAAAGAAACAACAUAUUACAUCUUAACAAGUGAGCUUCAGACAUGCUGGUUGGUGAAUAUCAUUUGCACACUAGCAGUUUCCUUGUUUCUAGUGUGUGUGCUAAGUUAGAUGAGAGGAGCGCCAUCCCUCUCCAUCUGUCAGCAAGAGAGGAAUAACAUUUCACAAAAUGUUUGAAGGGAAGAGUGGAGACCAUAUUUUGCAUCUAAAUUAGCCCUUUGUGGUUUUUUUGUUUCACAGAGCAGAGCUUGAGACUUUGUACGAAAGGAUCACUCGUUAAAAAACUAAAAUAUAGAAUGUUCUAUAAAUUGAGAGCGCCUGCAUUGUUAUCAAUAAUGUCCUACCUCAUGAGUCUCACUUUGAGAGCUCACUAUAUGGUCAGAGUAGGAUACUGAGUGAAUGGCGGUUUCCUUCCUGCCUCCUUCAGGGACAUAUUUAUUGCAGACCGGCUUGACUGUGAGCAUUUUCAGGACCCCAACAUAAACUACUCCUAUCUUUCUAAGAUUCUCUCUGGAUUUAUAACAAUCCUUUAUUGAGUUACUUGCAUAUUUGGUUGCCGUUCUAUGGGAUGGAAUUCAGUUCAGUUCAGUUAAAAACUCGUAGCAUGUAAUGCUUAAAUUGUAGUUUUGUGUGGAUUCUGAAUAAAAGUUAAUUUCAAAUGGGUUUUAGAUGUUAACUAAUAUUGAUACAUAGUUACUGGAUUUAAAUUGACAUGGGGAGUCACAUAAACAUAUAUAUGUGGGUUGGAGUUAUAUUCAAUGGAUUGUUUGAUGAAUAUAAAAAUAAUCAAAAGACCCAGUAGCCUUUCCCAUGGCAAAAAAACAACUGCACUGCAUGUAAUGUAUGUCAACAUUGUACCGUAAGCGCAUUACUUUAAAAAUACAAUUUAAUAUAAAUAAAUAUAUUCGAGACUUUUACACAUACACACAAUUGAAUGUACUACAGCUGCAAUGUGCACUUAACAACACAAGCCAUAUUUGUAGCUUUAUUAAUUUUGUAGUUGUCAGUUGUUGUACUUUUAUGUGUUUGUUUUCAAAUACAUCUCAUGGUUUAAAUAUGUAUAUACAUGUAGGCCUACAUAUGAUUUUAUUCAAGUACUAACAAGAGCCUUUUGGAGAACAUGAACAUAAACAUGUAUGUAUAUCAAGACAAGUAAUCCUCUUGUGCAUGUCUGGUUGUUUAUUUGGACUUUGUGUCAGGUGCAUUCAAUCUAAUGACACUCAACUUUUUGGUUUGUAUUUGAAUUUUUUUCCACUGUCUUCAUGUCCUCACGAUCUCAACUUGUUAUGGCCCUCAAUCCCUUCACCGCCACUACAAGUGCCACCCACCCACCAUGUCACCACCCAGCCAGAAGCUCAUUCAGGCAGAUGCAUUCCUCUACACCACAUCGACUGGUUUACAGAAGAAGCUCGACGGAGCACAAGCCGGAGCACAAGCCGGAGUACGACAAAGCCUUCGCGUGUCAUAGAGACAUAAAUCUGUUUGGGUGCGGGGCAUUCACCCUCGGUGAUCCUGGCAAUCUUUCUAAGUUUACCCAAUACUUGUUCUGUAAGUAAGACUGCAGUGGAAUAAUGCCUGAAUGUUUAUGCUGCAACAUAUAUCUAGAAAAUCGUUAUGAAAAGAAACAAAACAUAAACCUGUGACCCCAAUUAUGAGAAAAGAAAAAAAACAUGAUCUAAGAUGAGUCUUCCCUUCAUUACGACUACUAACCCAUACUUUUUAAAAUUGAAGUUAACAAGAAUGUUGUAUAAAAAUAGAGCUAUUUUGAGUAUUAAAUAAAGUAAGAAAAACAGAGAUUGAAUGCC
Molecule: messenger RNA, 8108 nt
Organism: Pseudoliparis swirei
Lineage: Eukaryota; Metazoa; Chordata; Actinopteri; Perciformes; Liparidae
Exons: 14
Coding region: 4355-5710 (451 amino acids)
Source: RefSeq, a predicted model, not a curated record